Messenger RNA from Triplophysa dalaica, 2047 nucleotides. RefSeq names its product WASP family member 3b (gene wasf3b). Gene Ontology annotation, cellular component: SCAR complex; cytoskeleton. The record is from RefSeq and is a predicted model, not a curated record. Gene Ontology annotation, biological process: positive regulation of Arp2/3 complex-mediated actin nucleation; actin cytoskeleton organization. Gene Ontology annotation, molecular function: protein kinase A regulatory subunit binding; actin binding; Arp2/3 complex binding. Lineage: Eukaryota; Metazoa; Chordata; Actinopteri; Cypriniformes; Nemacheilidae. Bases 175 to 1602 code for a protein of 475 amino acids. The transcript has 9 exons.
UGUACCGCACCCACCAUACCCCGCCCCCAAGAAGAUUGUUUGGAAUGGUCAGAUGGACCGAUGGAGACACAGGAAAGCAAUCCGGACCGCGGAGGGUUUGGACAUGUGAGCGAAUAUUUAUCUGGAAAAAAGACACUUUUGGCAGCGUGGGGUGCGGCUGUAUAAGGGAGAGCCAUGCCGCUGGUAAAGAGGAACAUUGAUCCCAGGCACCUGUGCCGCGGGGUGCUGCCCGAUGGCAUUGGCAGUGAGCUCGAGUGUGUCAUGAACAACACACUAUCUGCUAUCAUACGCCAACUCAGCAGUCUCAGUAAACAUGCUGAAGACAUAUUUGGAGAGCUCUUCAACGAGGCAAACCUGUUCUAUUUGCGGGCGAACUCUCUGCAGGAUCGGAUUGACCGACUUGCCGUCAAGGUUACUCAACUGGACUCCACGGUUGAGGAGGUGUCUCUUCAGGACAUCAACAUGAGAAAGGCUUUUAAAAGCUCUACCGUUCAAGACCAGCAAGUGGUGUCCAAGAGCAGCGUUCCUAUCCCUGUGGUGGAGAUGUACAAUUUAAGUGACAAGCCUCCACCUCUCAAUAUUCUCACACCCUAUAGAGAUGAUGACAAAGAAGGCCUGAAGUUCUACACAGACCCCUCUUACUUCUUUGACCUGUGGAAGGAGAAGAUGCUACAAGAUACAGAAGACAAAAGGAAAGAGAAGAGACGGCAAAAGGAGCAGAGACGGUGUGUAGACGGCACACUGCAGAGGGAGGUGAAAAAGGUGCGAAAAGCAAGAAACCGCAGGCAGGAAUGGAACAUGAUGGCUUUCGAUAAAGAACUGCGACCUGACCAUCGACAUUCUCACACUGUGCACAGAGGAGGGUCUAUAGACGGCACAAUGUCCCCAGAACACAGGUCUCGUGGACAAGAUCAUUCAGAUCACGGCUAUCUCUCUAUGGCCAACCACGCUGGCUACGCACACACUUAUUCAGGGCCUCCGCCUACUAUGGCGGCUCUGUCUGCUCAUACUCAAAUGAACAUGGAGCAGGAUUACAGGGGUGGGUCCAUGGCAUACCGUUCUGGCACACUGGGUCGUCCACACCAGGCCCCGCCCCCUCCACCAUCAGCAAACACAAUGAAUGGCUCCAUGACUCUGCCGCCUGUCAAUUACAGUUUGGAUUACAUGAAUUCUGGGCUACCACCUCCACCCGCAGCUGCUAUCCCAUCAGGACAAACAGCUUUUGCUAUGCCGCCCUUGGGAUCAGUGUUGCCUCCAGGCCAUCUUGGACCGAUGGCCACGGGCUAUGCCCCACCUGCACAAAUGGGUGCCCCUUCACCACCUGUAGCCCCGCCCCCCCCUCCCAGCGCAACCCAAUCCAUCACUCCCAAACGUCCCUCUGUGCCUAAUGAGGCCCAGCCCGUGAACGGUGCUCGCAGUGACCUGCUGGCAGCUAUAAGAAUGGGUAUUCAGCUGAAAAAAGUUCAAGAGCAGCAGGAGCAGCAGGCAAAACGAGAGCCGGUGGGCAAUGAUGUGGCCACCAUCUUGUCCCGCCGCAUAGCCGUGGAGUACAGCGAUUCUGAGGACGAAUCUGAGCUAGAGGACAAUGACUGGUCUGACUAACACUAUAUGUAGUGAUGGAAAAAAAAAACAAAGUCACAUGUGUUUACAACAAUAAAAUCACAUGUGAACGUGUUAGAUUUCUCAAGCACAUAAUUGUCCCGUUUGCAUUUUAAUAUCAUUAUGAAUAACUAAUAGCCCAAUAGGUUCUUUUCCCUGAACCUCUACGUAAGAUGUUUAUCAAUGUUUUCUAAUGAUUUUUAAUGAAACACUUGUUUCUAAUGUGGACAUACAGCGGUAUACAAAAUUAAGUUAAUUUCAAAAUUACUUUUUUCUGAAAUGACUAUUUCUAGGUAUGUGUUUGGCUAAAAUGAUAACUUUUGUUUUAUUCUGUUAGCUACUAACAAUAUUUCUCCCAAAUGUCAAAUAAAAAUAUACAUCAUAUUUCUAUUUCAUUUAUGUGCAGAAAGUGAAAAGAGUGAAAGGUCAAAAUAAAAGGUCAAACAUG